Molecule: messenger RNA, 1613 nt
Organism: Fusarium verticillioides 7600
Lineage: Eukaryota; Fungi; Ascomycota; Sordariomycetes; Hypocreales; Nectriaceae
Exons: 4
Coding region: 253-1503 (416 amino acids)
Molecular function (GO): FMN binding; NADPH dehydrogenase activity
Source: RefSeq, a predicted model, not a curated record
CUCCUCGCAUCUGCGAACCCACCCACUUUCAUCGUUCAAAGGUGGGGGAUGGGGUACCGAGAGUCCAUGCCAAGUUGCAACCGAAACAACAAAAUGAACAAGGACAAAGUACAUCGGCUACUAAAGCUUCACCAUCCAUAGCUACUUGAUCUGUCAAUUCCAAGCACAAUCAGGCAACUUUCCAACAGCUCGAAGUUUCCUGGAAGCUUGUCACGUUCUCUCCCCUAGUCUUUACCCGUUACCCCUACAAACAUGCCUAUCGCAGUUACACCGCCAGCGGCACAUGCCGCGCUGAAGGAUACUGUUUUGUUCUCCCCUUUGAAGCUUGGCAAGCUGAACUUGAGGCAUCGAAUUGUGCAGGCACCCAACACGCGCAUGAGAAGUGAAUUCGAGUCCCGUGGAGUUUAUGUCCCUGGCCCUCGCAUGGUCAAGUACUACAGCGAUCGCUCCAGUGACGGCGGUCUUCAGAUUACUGAAGCGACCGACAUUGCCCUGAACGCUAGUGCUUACCCUGGCGUCCCUGGCGUCUUUACCGACUCCCAACUACAGGGAUGGAAGAAGGUAACGGACGCUGUCCAUGCCAAGGGCGGCUUUAUCUUUACUCAGCUAUGGCAUACAGGACGGGCGUCCUGUAGUGCGCAGCGAGGUGGUGAGAGGGCCGUGUCUUCCGGGGAUCAGCCCAUGCCGGGUACAUAUCUGGAUGGCACUGAUACCAAGGAUGACCCCCCUCGAGCCCUGACAGUGGAUGAAAUUCACAGCCUUACUGCUGAAUGGGCAGCUGCCGCCAAGCGAGCUGUUGAAGUCGCUGGGUUCGAUGGUAUUGAGAUUCAUGGUGCCAAUGGUUAUCUCCUUGAGCAGUUCCUUCAUGAUAACAUCAACAACCGAACUGACGAGUAUGGCGGCUCCGUUGAAAACAGAUGCAGAUUCCUGCUUGAGGUUCUCACUGCAUGUUGUGAUGCUAUUGGUGCCGACAAGGUCGGUCUUCGACUUUCGCCUUACAACUACUUUCAGGGCACGAAGGACAGUGAUCCCAACGCUCAUUGGUCGUACCUCUGCGGCCAGAUCGCCAGUCUGCCAGACAACCAUAAACCUGUUUACGUCCACAUGAUUGAGCCCCGUUUCGACGAGGUUCUCGAUGAGCAGCAAAAGCUCGCUGCACUUGCCAACGGUAGUAGCAAAGAUGGUACUGCUGUUGAAGUUGGAAAGCAGGCAAACUCGCUCAACAUAUUCCGCAACAUUCUCCAGCCUUCUGGAAUUCUAUUCAUGGCCUGCGGAAACUUCAACCGAGACAAUGCUCCCACCAAGAUCAAGAGUCAAGAGGCUGACUUGGUCGCUAUGGGCCGACACUUUAUUGCCAAUCCUGACUUGGCUGAGAGAUUACAGAAUGGCUGGCCUCUGAACGCAUAUGACCGCAGCACAUUUUACGGUGCCGAUCCUCCGGAGAAGGGCUACAAUGACUAUCCUUUCUACAGCCCCUCAAAUGAGGUGAAGAGUGAAGCAUAAAGUGGGAGUCUGCGGUGGAGGUCGAUUCUAUAGACUAUAUAUUGGCGUGGGCAGCUUAGCUGCCAUGGAAUAAACAGGUAUUCAAAUGAAAUUUGAUUCCAACAGUGAGA